Messenger RNA from Sciurus carolinensis (gray squirrel), 2313 nucleotides. It is a transcript of the gene Mxra8, whose product is annotated as matrix remodeling associated 8. Gene Ontology annotation, biological process: cell adhesion; establishment of glial blood-brain barrier. The transcript is spliced from 9 exons. Lineage: Eukaryota; Metazoa; Chordata; Mammalia; Rodentia; Sciuridae. Gene Ontology annotation, cellular component: cell surface; membrane. Bases 87 to 1547 code for a protein of 486 amino acids. The record is from RefSeq and is a predicted model, not a curated record.
UGCUUGGCGGGGGAGGGGGUCGGCUGUUUUUCUGGAGAGUUGGAGCUGGAGCGAGACAAAGCCAGGCGAGGGGCUGGGCUGGCGCCAUGGAGCUGCCGUCCCGCGCCCUGCUGUGGAAACUCCUGCUUCUGCAGAGCUCUGCUGUUCUCCUAUCCUCAGGGCCCUCCGGGUCCCCAACAGCUGGCAGUUCGGUGGUGUCUGAGUCGGCAGUGAGCUGGGCAGCGGGUACCCAGGCCGUGCUUCGCUGCCAGAGCCCGCGCAUGGUGUGGACCCAGGACCGACUGCACGACCGCCAGCGUGUGGUCCACUGGGACCUCAGCGGCGGACCGGGAGGUCCAGCGCGCCGACUUGUGGACAUGUAUUCGGCGGGUGAGCAGCGAGUAUACGAGCCGCGGGACCGUGGCCGCCUGCUGCUGUCGCCCUCCGCUUUCCAGGACGGCAACUUCUCACUGCUCAUCCGCGCAGUGGAGGAAGGCGACGAGGGGCUGUAUACCUGCAACCUGCACCACCACUACUGCCACCUCUACGAGAGCCUGGCCGUGCGCCUCGAGGUCACCGACGACCCCCGAGCCGCGCGCGCGUACUGGGACGGCGAGAAGGAGGUGCUGGCUGCGGUGCGCGGCGCGCCCGCGCUGCUGACGUGCGUGAACCGCGCGCACGUGUGGACCGACCGGCACCUGGAGGAGGCGCAGCAGGUGGCGCACUGGGACCGGCAGCCGCCAGGGGUGCCGCACGACCGAGCCGACCGCCUGCUGGACCUGUACGCAUCUGGCGAGCGCCGCGCCUACGGGCCGCCCUUCCUGCGCGACCGCGUGGCGGUGGGUGCGGACGCCUUCGCGCGCGGCGACUUCUCGCUGCGGAUAGACCCCCUGGAACCAGCCGACGAGGGCACCUACUCUUGCCACCUGCACCACCACUACUGUGGUCUGCACGAGCGCCGCGUCUUCCACCUGAGGGUCACUGAGCCCGCCGCGGAGCCGCCCCCGCGGGCCUCGCCCGGCAACGGCUCUGGUCACAGCGGCGCCCCCGGCCCAGACCCCACGCUGGCGCGAGGCCGCAGCGUCAUCAACGUCAUAGUCCCCGAGGGCCGGGCCCACUUCUUCCAGCAGCUGGGCUACGUGCUGGCCACACUCCUGCUCUUCAUCCUCCUGCUCAUCACUGUGGUCCUGGCCACACGCCAGCGCCGCCGCGGAGGUGAGGCUGGAGCAUUCCAGACCCCGGGGCUCGGGGGUGCUGUGACCCCGCGGAUGGCGAGCCCAAGUGCGGAGGGCUUCAUCGGGGAGGGGCGAGGCUGCCCCCAACACCGUCUCCCUCCAUCGGCAGGCUACCAGUACGCCGACAAGAAGCUGGCAAAGUCCCCAGGGAAGGAUGUGAACUUGGCGGAGUUUGCCGUGGCCGCAGAGGAUCAGGCUCCUUAUAGGAGUGAGGACAUUCAGCUAGAUUACAAGAACAACAUCCUGAAGGAGAGAGCUGAGCUGGCCCACAGUCCGCUGCCGGCCAAGAGCAUCGACCUGGACAAAGAGUUCAGGAAGGAGUACUGCAAAUAAAAGGGGCCUGGGCUCCUGGCUGGCCAGCAGCUCUGCCUUGGAGGAUGUCUCCUGACCUUCCCACGCUCACCUGGCUCCUUCCCAGCGGCUGGACCCGCUUGCUUUCCUGGAACUCGGUCUGGACUGGCCAGAGUGGCUGCCCUCACACCCUCUUCCAGGAACCACGUCAUUCUCCUAGGGACUCUGCCACAGUGGCCACCACCCUUCGGCCACCCUUGUCCACUGGUGGCCCUGCUCCCACUUCCAGCACAACCAAGAUCCCUCUGUGUCCACCAAGGCUUCAGGUCCUCCUGGCCUCUCCCUGCUAGGGGCAGGAAGAUGCUCAGAGGGGCUCAGUCAGGACCUGGGGGCUUAGGAAGCUGGGGUCAGCCUGGAAGGCUGGCACAAUCCCUUUCUUCAGGGGUGCUUUGUGCCACUGCCCAGUCCCCAAGGGCCUUUCCAGAUUGCAUUGCCCAGAGUCCCUGCUGGGCUGCCGUCUGAUCUGUGCUGGGACUGAGGACAGCCCUCUGUGCUGCUUUGGGCCACUGGGGCCACCCCUUGGCUCCACCUCUGCUUUUGACCCCUUUCUCCAGCUUUCUCUCCCCUUUUUUCCAUGGCCCACCUGAGAGUCACUGGGUGCCUCGUGACCUUGACCAGUGCCCCUCCCUGGGCUGGAGUCUGGCUUUUGAUUUGACUGAGGACAGAGUGGGGCGGGGAGAUGGUUCUGUGUGCUGCCACAUUUGGUCCUACUGGGGGAUUUGCCACAACCCAAUAAAGGCCACAUCUG